Sturnus vulgaris (Common starling) is the source of this 735-nucleotide messenger RNA. NCBI's taxonomy places the organism in Eukaryota, Metazoa, Chordata, Aves, Passeriformes, Sturnidae. The record is from RefSeq and is a predicted model, not a curated record.
AUGAGGUUGGAGCUGCUGCUCCUCGUGGCUGCGGCGUUUCCCUCGUGUUUGAGCCAGGCAGGCCACGAGUCUGGCCAGGAUUCCCGGCAGGAUUCCCGCCAGGAUUCCCGGGGUUCCCGCCAGGAUUCCCGGGGUUCCCGCCAGGAUUCCCGCGGUUCCCGGCACCGCCCCACGCCCACCCCGAGGCUCCUCCCGGCCCCGUUGCUGCUCCAGCUCCCCCCGGAGCCGGGGCCCCCCCGGAUCCGCUGCCUGGCCCCUCGACGUUUCUCCGGGAGCACCUUUGAGCUUUUCCAGGGAAUCCCGGCCAUCCUGGUUCGGAGCAUCCCGGCCGCUCCCGACGAGCACUGGGUCGAGUUCUCCCUGCCCGGAGCCGCCCGGUGCUCCCGGUGCCGGUACCGGAGCCACAACGGCAGCGCCUGGCUGGAGUCGGAGCUGAGCCGCGGCACCGGCAGCUCGGGUUUGGGCGAUGCCGAGUGUCAGCCCAGCGAUGUCACCGCCACAGGAGCCCCGGGCACCGCCGGGACCCUGCGGAACGGGAACGGCAACGGGAACGGGAACGGGAACGAUCCUUCCUGGCUCCUGCCGGUCUCACUCGGUGCCGCCGUCCUGGGGUUGCUGCUGCUGCUGGGGGCUGCGGCCGCGGGCUGGAGAGGUGGGAGAGGGGCUCGGAACCGGGAAUUCCAGGGGGCCUCCAGCGGCGCCGUGGACAGAACCACACGGUCCCAGCCCCGGUAA